This is a messenger RNA of Serpula lacrymans var. lacrymans S7.9, 1498 nucleotides long. RefSeq lists its product as uncharacterized. Lineage: Eukaryota; Fungi; Basidiomycota; Agaricomycetes; Boletales; Serpulaceae. Gene Ontology annotation, molecular function: protein binding. The transcript is spliced from 7 exons. The coding region runs from base 43 to 1431 and encodes 462 amino acids. The record is from RefSeq and is a predicted model, not a curated record.
GUGUAUUACCAGCGUUACAACUUGAGACGACUUGGCUCACUCAUGCCCGACUUCAUCGACUUGCCGUUAGAGUUCCUCCCACUUAUAUUCGAGAAUAUCGCAAAGCCUCAGCAUCUUUCUGCUUGCUCUUUAGUGAACAGAGCUUUCAAUACCUUCGCAACACCAAGGCUUUACGAGCGCAUAUUUAUCUUUGCAUGGCAUAAGGGAGCGAAACUGAAGGUCGUACUCCUAUUCGACACGCUUACCACGUCUCCUCACCUUGCUAGGCACGUUCGAAAACUUGACAUCCGUGAUUUCCCAAAAGGCCUCACAUUACCCAUUUAUCGUGACCUGCACGACCUUUGUCCCCGAGGUCUCACGAACUGCGUUAACCUCAAGUCGUGCACCUGGACACGGGAUGGUUCCCUCAAUUCAGCCAUUCUAGAAGCUCUCCUGCGGUGUUCCCAGCUGGAAGAGCUAGAAAUCAAUGGCAACGACAGUCCAUCCUACAGUACUGCCAUUUUGCCACAAUUUUCUAACUUGCGCAAGAUCUCCUUGAUCAUGCCAAGCAUAAGCGUGCUCGACAUCCUUCCUUCCUGGCUCUCCGUCACAAAUGAAACCCUUCGCAACCUAACGCUCAUUUGCAAGGCCUCUUCCCUCAUUACAGACACUAUGUUGGAAUCCAUCGCACCUAGCCUACACCAUCUAGAGCAUUUCCACAUCACUGGAUGUCCCAAGGUAACCCAGCGCGGUAUACUGGCUGUCUUGUCCUCCAACGACCACGGGCUACUAAGCCUGGGUUUAGAAGGUUUAUCUCAGGCAUUCGACAUGACUUCAUUUAGCCGCGAAUGCCCUCACCUAGGCUCUUUGAAUCGACUAAGGACCAUCACUUUAACCGUCCAGCAAACCCCUCUACAGCCAUGGAUGCAAGGCGUCGUCAACCUCUUAUCCACUUCACCCCUCGAAAGCUUCCAGGUCUACUCAACAGCCCCUUUCCCCGGAGCUUCGCUGGACGAUGAAUUCUGUAACGACAUCGUCACCUCGCACGGUGCACGUCUCACGCGGUUCUCAGUGCACAGAAUAUACAUCGGAAUGAGUGCAGUGCGAGAUAUCUGCUCUAGAUGUCCUCAGCUCGAACAACUCUUCAUCGUCGCCGACCGUACCGAAUACGAUGAGCUCCGUGAGUGCUUAGCCCUAGCGCCUAAACUCCGAAGCGUGCAUGUGCACACCAACAGUGUGCGAGGCAUGCUGCAGUCUCUAGAAAUCUCAGAUGCCCUUUCCCUCGUUCGGCAAUGCCCUUGGAGUGUCACUCAGAUCGGCAUCAACAACAGAGUUUUUCAGGUUCGGAGGGAACUGCGCAUCAACGAUGACGACGAGGAAUAUAUUGAGCCACGCCUGACGCCUAUGGAAAACCCCGAUGUUCCCGAGCCCUUCCUCGUCGUACGUACCUAAAUAUGAACAGCACGCUGUACAAUACUGCGUAAACCGCUUAUCAUUGUUAUCAUUGUUAUCGUUGUCG